GUGUCGACAACUCCAAAGAAAAUUCAAAAUGACUAGGUGUGGGCUGCUAGCGUCAGCGCUGUUGGUGAACUACUUGCUGGUGGCUGGAAGCGCCCUGGUAGCCGGUACCAACUCCGAUUUCUCUAGUCAACGUACCUGCGAGCCGAUCCGGAUCGAGCUGUGUCGCGGUAUCGGUUACAAUGAAACGUCCCUGCCGAACAUCGUCGGCCACGAGCUGCAGUCGGAUGCGAACUUCACGCUGCAAACGUUCUUCCCGCUGAUCCAGUUCGGUUGCAGCAAGCAGCUGAAGUUUUUCCUGUGCGCCACCUACGUGCCCAUGUGCACGCCGAAGGUCUCGAUGCCGAUCGGACCCUGCCGGAGCCUGUGCAACACGGUGAAGAACCGCUGCCAUCCGAUCCUGCAGGGGUUCGGCUUUCCGUGGCCAUCGGCGCUGGACUGCAACCGUUUCCCGGAGGAGAACAACCACGAGCACAUGUGCAUGCAGGGUCCGGGCGAGCCCUCGGAGGGUGAGGUGAUGGUGUCCGAUCGGCCCUCCUGCCAGCGGCUGCAGAAGUCGAACCUGUACGUGCAGCUGAACCGGUCCGGACGCUGCGCCCCACUGUGCGAUGCGGACAUCCUGUUCGAGCAGAACGAGAAACACUUUGCCGAGGUGUGGCUCACGUCCUGGAGCGUGGCCGCCCUCGGCACGGCGAUCGUGGCCACCCUCUGCCUGAUUCUCUCGACCAAGCGCUGGGACAAAAGCCUGAUGCCGCUCGUCAUCAGUCACUGCUUGGUGACGGUGGGGUGGGCCGUCCGGUGGCUUGCCGGACGCAACGCAACGGCCUGUGGCUACGAUCCGCAACUUCCUGGCGUUGCGCUUCUGCUAACCGACGGCCUGUCGACCGCCCCGUGCGCGGCCACCUUCCUGCUGCGGUAUUACUUCGGCCUGUCGGCAGCUGUUUGGUGGAUGAUCUUGUGCCUGCGUUGGAGUAAAGCGGUCCGUCGGCAGCUCAAUGCCGAGCUCGGCUCGCCGUCCGAUCUGCACGCGGAGAAGCCGGACUCGUCGCACGACACACUGUUCCAGCUGGCGGCCUGGGGCAUUCCGGCGCUGCUCACCGUCAUCGUGCUCGUGGCGCGUCUGGUCGAUGCGGACGAACUUUUCGGAUCCUGUUUCAUUGGAAACCAAUCCGAUAAGGCACUGCUGACGUUCGUGAUCGUGCCCCUGCUGGCGAGCUGGGUCAUCGGGUCCGGCUACCUCUUCACCGCGUACCUCCGCAAGCGUUCGGCCGCCCCGCCCCUCGUCCACAACCUGCCCGUGCACAUCCACGGCAUGGGCAAGUUCCUGUUCAUCUACGCCGUCCCGAGCGCGGCGCUGCUCAUGCUGAUGUUCUACGAGUACGCGUGCCGGGAAAACUGGCUCCAGCUGCCGCACCCUUCGUCCGAGCCGGUACUACCCGCCCGGGCCCCCCUCUGGCCGUUCGUCCUGCGGGCCUUCAUCGAGCUGCUGGUGGGCGUUCUCGCCUCGGCUUGGGCCGUCGGUCCCCGCAUCGUUGGGCUGUGUCGAGGGCGCAGUGGGAGCGGGGGACGCGGAGGCCCCAGUAAGCUGCCGAUCGGUGGUGGCGGUGUGGGUGGUUCCGUGGGUGGUGGUGGUGUUGGUGGUGGCGGUUCCAUCUACAAGCAAUCGAUGGGUCCCAAGCUGGGCGGCUUCGGGGGCGGCGCACCGUCCACCUACUCUACCGCUUCGUACCAGACGGUCUGUCCGCAGAACUCGCUCGUGUCGGUGUCGAUCGGGAAGCUGCCACCAUCGCGGCACGGAACGCGGAAGUAUCCUUCCCACUCGCACAUCAACCGGAAGCCUCGCAGCUACAAGAUGUCGACGCAGACGAUCAGUCUCACCGGCAACGAGACGGUGCUGUGAGGAGGUGGGGGAAGGGUUGGAUGAAGGAAGAGGGUGAACCACGCACGGUGUGAACGUGUGCAGUUGUGAUAUUAAUGUUUAGAGAAGUGUUUAAAUUAUUUAACGAAAACCACUAUGCCACCGGUUUCCGAAGGCGGCUUCGGAGAUGUUUUCUGGAGUUCUGUGGACAGUUUGGGGGCCGUUCGUAGGAUAUAACAUAUUUCUGCAAUGGUAAAAGAGGGCUAGUAAGUUGCAAACAAAACAAAAACAAAAGAAAAACAACAAGAAAGGGCAGAAAAACACAAUCAGGAAUGAAAAUAACAGGGUAGUGUAGAAAACCCAUCAUCGAAAAGGAUUAAACCGGGUUGACGAAGGAUGGACGAAAUAUGGAAAGCUAAACGGAACAACGAGCAGAACAAGAAACAUGAGAAACCCUCCAAACCGGUGGCUGUAUACAGUAACAUAAGGAUCGUUUAUUUCAACCUACUUAAACGUAAGGGUUUAAUUAUAUGGUAAACGCUACGAUCGCAAACAAUUUUGCAAACUACAAACAGGGACAGGUUCGUGUUUUCGUUUCGUUUCGUUCGUUUUGGGACGAUCCGUUUUCGUGCGGCCAUCGGUUGGAUGGAAGUGG
Molecule: messenger RNA, 2510 nt
Organism: Anopheles coustani
Lineage: Eukaryota; Metazoa; Arthropoda; Insecta; Diptera; Culicidae
Gene: fz4
Product: frizzled-4
Exons: 3
Coding region: 29-1897 (622 amino acids)
Biological process (GO): canonical Wnt signaling pathway; non-canonical Wnt signaling pathway
Cellular component (GO): plasma membrane
Molecular function (GO): Wnt-protein binding; Wnt receptor activity
Source: RefSeq, a predicted model, not a curated record